This is a messenger RNA of Danio aesculapii, 3725 nucleotides long. Its product is annotated as KIAA0319 ortholog. NCBI's taxonomy places the organism in Eukaryota, Metazoa, Chordata, Actinopteri, Cypriniformes, Danionidae. The annotation marks the transcript as partial. The record is from RefSeq and is a predicted model, not a curated record. The transcript is spliced from 19 exons. Gene Ontology annotation, cellular component: plasma membrane; cytoplasmic vesicle.
UUUGUGGCCGAUUCAGUGUCAGGACAGUGCUGGCAGGCCGCGACCUACUCUGAAAGUGUGGUGUCUCCGGAGCUGAGGAGCAGCAGUAUUUUACGGGUCCCAGAUGUGUCGUCCCUGGCUCAGUGUGCUGGGGCCUGCUGUGAUCUCCCGGGCUGUGACCUGGCCUGGUUUUUUGAGCGCCGCUGCUAUGUGCUCAGUUGUCAGCGCAAAGAAAACUGCCAGCCGAAGCAGAGACCUGGUGCAGACUCUUACCUGGCCUUCCUACAACGUGGGCCCCCACAAACACUUGUCCUGCAGUCCCUGGUUCGAGGAGAGUCUUUCCCAAACCACUGGCAGCCUCUGGCCAGACACCGGGGCUCAGAGGAUCCCAUGAAGGAUCUCGCUCUGCUGGAAGGGAUUCAGGAUUUGGACAACCCUGAGGCUGAGUAUUCAGAGAGAAGUUUGGAAGACAAAAGGGCUGAAGACAUAGACAAAGCGGUAGAGCAAGAAGAGCAAACUGGGCUUUAUGAUUGGCCACCUGUUCAAGGAAAGGAGGAAUUCAACCAGUCAGAGAUGGAGAGAGGCGGUGAAAGAUUGACGACUGUUCAGGGCCCUGUUGAAAGUAGCACCUUUACCCCAAGUCAUUCUCCAGAAGUGAGAAAUGAAAGCAGAUCAACCAUUAUUGAAGCAAAAUCUAAUGUUACGGUACCAUCAACCACUGUAUUUGACCUUAAGGUUGAAGAAGAGCCACAGAACACAUCGUCUGUAACUACUGCACCUAAAGUCCUGGAAGACAUCAAUACAGAGCCCUCGAACUUCAGUGCAGUUAACGGUUCAUUCAUCACUCCAGCCAACACUGAGGCCACACCGCAGAUGACCUCAGAACAGCCAGUAAGAGCUCUGACUGUGUCCAUUGAAGGCCCUGUUGAAGCCACGCUUCCCCAAAACACUGUUGAACUAACAGCUUCAGUUAGUCCAGAUGACACUGCCGAAUCUCCUUACACAUAUGAGUGGACAUUUGUGACCUCACCAGAUGGACAACAUAGGGUGAUGGAGGGGCAGCACAACAAGUCUGUCAUACUUUCUGAACUUUCAGAGGGUGUUUACGCAGUCAGAGUGAUUGUGAAAGCACAUCAAGCGUAUGGAGAAGGUUCUGUGGAUUUGACAGUACACCCUGCAGAGAAAAUAAACAAGCCUCCUAAAGCCGUCACUCUUCCUAAGAGCCAAGAUGUAGUUCUCCAAGAAGAUUCGGUCUUCAUCAUUAACGGAAGUGAGAGUGUGGAUGAUGCAGGAAUUGUCCGUUAUCUAUGGGAGAAGGUGGAUGGCCCGUUUUGGACACCUGAAGGUCCUGUUGACAAACCUGUACUGCUGCUAAAAAACCUUUUACCUGGAGAAUACACCUUCAAGCUGACAGUGUCUGAUUCUGAGGGGUUGAGCGACUCCAGUACUGCCACCUUGAGGGUCAGCAGCCCAAAAGAUGAGCCUCCUCUAGCCAGAGCGGGCACAGACCGGAUCAUUACCCUGCCUCUCAACCACCUCACCCUGUGGGGAAACCAAAGCACAGAUGACCAAUCCAUUACAAACUACCUCUGGACACUCCAUCCCAGCAGCCCGACCCGAAAGGUCACCAUGCAGGAUGCGAGAUCAGCAUUUGUGCAGCUCUCUGAUCUCCAGGAGGGUCAGUACACAUUUCAGCUCACAGUCACUGAUUCCAGAGGUCAACAGGAUUCAGACACCAUCUCCGUCACUGUGCUGCCUGCAAACAGAGCACCAGUGGCUGUAACAGGACCUGACAUACAGCUACUUCUGCCGGUCAACAGCAUCACACUGAAUGGCAGCGGCAGCACUGAUGAUCAGGCCAUCAGCAGAUACCAGUGGGACGUGAUCAGUGGCCCUCCAGGCUUGAAGAUAAAAGAUUCCAAUAAAGCGGUUGCCAUCGCGACAGGCCUAAGAUCUGGGAUUUACAAGUUGAAGCUGACUGUGGUGGAUGAGCAGGGAGAAACAGACAGCGCACUCCUGAGCGUCACUGUUAAAGAAGCUAAAAGCCUGCCACUGGUGGCUCAUGCCAGCGGCAGCCACACACUCACUCUGCCCAACAGCUCUCUCAUGCUCAGAGGUUCAGUGUCCAACAGCGGACCAGCAAACGUGUCCUUUCUUUGGGUUAGAGAUGAACAGAGCCCUGCUGCUGGGGAUGUGUUGUAUGGUUCAGAUCACGAGGCUUCGCUUUACCUCGCCAACCUGGUAGAAGGAACAUACCUGUUCCAGCUGCGGGUCACUGAUGUCCAGGGCCGCUCAAGCACGGCUACAGCCACUGUGGAAGUACGACCUGAUCCGCGUGAGCGAGAGGAGGUAGAGCUUGAGCUGCAGGUGAGUGUGGCUCAGGUCAGUCAGCAACAGAAGGACACAGUGAUCAGACAGCUGGCUGCACUUCUGCAUGUGUUGGACUCAGACAUCGCACUCAAGGCUCUACAUGGACAGUCUGACAUCAGCACAGUAUUCAGGUUCUCAGUGCAGGGUCCUGAUGGUUUGAUCCCUGGCCCUAAACUUGCUCGUCUGCUGAGAAACCAGCUGUUGAGAGAGAAAACAGACUUCUUGCUCUUUAGGGUCUUAAGAGUGGACACAGUCAUGUGUUUGCUGCUGUGUUCUGGGCGUGGUCAGUGUGACCCCAUUACAAAGAGCUGUUCCUGUGACCCUCUGUGGAUGGAGAACCCCAUCCGCCGUUUCCUCGAUGAUGGAGAGAGCAAUUGUGACUGGAGUGUGCUGUAUGUCACAAUCUCUUGUUUCGUGACAAUCAUUUUCCUCUUGUCCAUCAGCUGGAUCUGCAUCUGCUGCUGUAAAAGGGAGAAACGUACCAAAGUCAGAAAGAAAACCAAGUACACAAUACUGGACAAUAUGGAUGAACAGGAGAGGAUGGAGCUUCAGCCAAAGUACAACAUUAAACACAGAAGCACAGAGCACAACUCUAGCCUGAUGAUGUCAGAAUCAGAGCUGGACAGUGAGCAGGACAACAUUUACAAUUACGGAAGAGUCCAAAAAGCUCAUAACAGAAUCAGAAACGGAGAUACUCUCAGCCUUUGCCCUGUGGAGAGCUGAGUCGCAUGGACAAAAGGACAUUUCUUCAUGAUGAAUAUUUACAGCACAGGGGUAUUGCUGAAUUUCCCACUAAUACAAAGACUGACUGAAUUGAAUGAGUGGCAAAACUUACUGACCACUGAAUUCAGUUGGUCUUGUAAAAGCAACAACAAAACUGGUUUGCAGUAUGAUACAUACGGACUUUAAUUACUAAUAGCAUAAUCUGUUUCAAUAUAGAAAAGCCUGUGCAUUCAACGUGUUAUGCGUUUAAAAGUGCUUGUAUGUUCAAGAAUGCAUUAUUUUGUUAUUUCUAAGAUGCUCCGAUUAUAACCUUUGGGGAGAAUCUGCAAAAUAACUGAUACAUAUAAAAGCAAAAUGAAAAAAAUAAUGCUGUUCUUUAUGCAAAAUCCUUUUAUUUGUACUGAACUGUAUGAAUUUUAAUGUGCCUGACUGAAAUGCUCUCUUGUUGUUAUAGUUUGUUGAUAUUUUGGUCUUGUCCUUGAUUCUGAACACUGCACCGUGUCUUUUAGCGGUCUGAUUUUACAAACUUUAAAAAUGUCUGCUUUAGCUGGAAUAGCAAUCAAAGCCAUUUGUAUCAGACAUAUUAUUUUCGUUUGUUUUAAUGCAGCUGGAGAUGCACACAAAUAUUAAAUAAUAAAAAAUACAGGCUUUUA